AUGCCCAACUCCUCCAAGACCAUCUCCAUCCACAUGCGCGACGCGCUGUUUGCCUGCUUUAAAGCAGCAACGACCCUUGUCCGGCCAGGCUUACGGCAGCAUGUUAUCUUAGUCGGAGCCGGGCUCAAAGACUUUACCGUCGAGGCCGACGGCAAGAUUGCGUUUGACGCACCUCAAGGAUUCCGAGUACGAAUGGAUGUCCUGGAGAUUGGCAAUGGCUGCAUCGAGCGCAUACACGCAACCGAGUCCUUCUUGGGGGGUUCGGUCGCGUCUACCUCAGACCUCCUCCGGCUCAGGGCAAAGACUGUGGUAGAGAGGGGGAGUGAUGGGGAAGUAGAUGACCUUCGGUGGUUACUGUUGCUUGCUGCAAGAAACGGCCAAGUCCUCCCCUUACUUGAUAACGAUGAGGUGGAGAACUUGGUUGGUGCUGCUGCUAUCUUGAUGUCAUUCGAUGUCUUGAUCUUGGUUGCCCUUCUUGGUGUCAACAAUAGCGCAGCUGCUGGGCAGCUGCUGGGCAAUUCGGAUCUCAGAGUAACCAUACCACCGUCCCACCAGAGCCCAAGCAACACAGACUACGAGUCGUUAGCCGAAGUCCACGAUGCUCUCAUCCACUGCCCCAACAUCACAUCACUCAACCUGCGUAUCGGAGAGAUCGGUUGUGUAGGAGAACCCGACCGCUGGAGCCUUCCUCUCGAUCCUGCCGGAACAUCACGAUAUCUCCCCGUACUGGACACACUAUCCCUCGAAAACCUUCGCACGUUGAGGCUGGAACGAAACACAACCGUAGACUUUGGCCUCUCUCUACCUCCGCAUUCGCUGCACAGCCUUUCAUGGCUAGACGCCGGCCAAGACCAGUCCAUCAUCCCCAUACUGGAACGCCAUGGACGCUCACUCACUCACCUGGAAUGGCGAACGCCAGAAAGCCUAGAGUCCAAAAGACCAGCACUUCCGAGUAAGGUCAUGCGAGACCUUCGCAACCUAGCACCCAAUUUGCAAUCUCUGACCAUCGACCUCAACCGCAACGGCACAUGGCCAUGGGAGGAUCUCCGCGCUCUCUCGUUAGGCCUCCCGGCUGGACUGACCAACCUCACGCUAUACCUCGAGAUCGCGAGCGAAUGCCGUCGUCAACAGGGCCCGUACGAUCCGGUCCGUUGCGAGGAUGCCUGCGGUCCGGUGGAGCAGCUCGCCAGCCCUCUGCUCACGGCGACGAGUGCCCUCCAAGUUGCGAGGUUCAUCCGACAUUACGCAAAGAGUCCGCUGGCCUCCAUCAACUUCUUCGCGGGCGAUUGGACGAGGCCGUGGGAUGGGCCGAUUAACGUGCCGACCUGGUUGGAUGGCAGGCGUUCUUGGGUUGCUUGCGGUACGAACGGCGGCGAGGAUGAGGAGCUCAGAUGCUCUGGGAUGGACACGGCAUUGGGCGAGCAUGAGAUUGAGCUCUUUCGGGCCCUGUGUGUACGAAUGUCGGCGGAUCUCUCGGAUGAUAUCACCGCUGGGCAUCCUCAAGACUUCGUGGAACAGCGCAAGAGUAAAUAA
Colletotrichum lupini is the source of this 1533-nucleotide messenger RNA. RefSeq lists its product as uncharacterized. Bases 1 to 1533 code for a protein of 510 amino acids. The record is from RefSeq and is a predicted model, not a curated record. Lineage: Eukaryota; Fungi; Ascomycota; Sordariomycetes; Glomerellales; Glomerellaceae. The transcript has 4 exons.